AUGGGCAAACUGGUAUCUGUGGUGAGCGGUGAGAUAUUCGACGUUGGCGUUGACAUUCGACCAGGCUCGAAGACAUUCGGCAAAUGGCACGGUGUUGUGUUGAAUGGAAAAACGAAAACGAAUUUUUGGAUUCCAGACGGCUUUUUGCAUGGAUUUUACACACUCUCGCCAGAAGGUGCGCAUGUAACCUAUAAAUGUACGGGAGUUUAUGAUCCGACAAGUGAAUUUGGUGUGAAUCCGUUCGAUGAGCAAAUUGCGAUCAAAUGGCCAAUCGCUGAUCAGAAAGAUUUGAUUCUUAGUGAUCGAGACAAAGCUCAUCCAAACUUGAAGGACCUUCAGAAGGCAUGA
Messenger RNA from Anisakis simplex (herring worm), 348 nucleotides. NCBI's taxonomy places the organism in Eukaryota, Metazoa, Nematoda, Chromadorea, Rhabditida, Anisakidae. The record is from the annotation of a GenBank genome assembly.